CAUUUUGUGACGUCACACACGAUGACUGUCGAAAACAUGCCUGGUGAUUUUUGUGUAUUCUAAUAUAUAUUACUUUAAUAAAAUUAUUAGAAAGAAGAAAAAACAAAAUCAAUUGAAACAAAUUACGAAAUUUUUCGAAUCAAUUAAAGAUGAAUGAAGAAUCGUCCGAUAUCAACUUAUCCCAUUAAACGCAGGAAAAAGAAUCCUUUAAUUAUUUUUUUGGUACUCUAAAGCUAAAGCAAAAAUAUUUCGAUAAUUUUUACAUUGAAAUUCAAAGCAGAAUGUAUCAAUGAUCGUUAUUCAAAGAUAGUACAAAAUUAUAUAAAAGACGAAAGUAAGAAAAUAAUAUCUUAAGUAAUUAUAUUAUUAAGAACUAAAGAAGGAUAUAAUGGCUAUCGCGAUAGCAUAUUGUCCUCCAAAUAUCAGUUUUACUGAAAUUUGGAUUAACCAUGGUAUGUCAAAAUGUUUUAUGGAUACAGUAAGCAUAACUAUAAUUUUUUUGUAUCUAAUGAUAUUUGGGACAAUCCAGUUAUGGAUGUAUCGCAAGUAUGGAACAGAAAUUAAUACAAAUGUAUUACCAAGAAGUAAGCUAUACAAUUUACAAAAAUUUUUUCUUUAUUUGGUUCCAUUACUUAGUGUAUUAAGAAUAAUUUUACAAGCAGCUGUUUUGAAUGAUAAGAAAAUUUAUGGAUACAUGAUACUAACAACAGUAUUGACAGUGAUUAUUUAUCCAUAUUCUGUUCAUAUACUAAGUAUAGAAAGACACAAAUUAUUACCAAGUGUACCACCUCGUGGUCAUGGCCUUGUUUUACUGGGAUUUUGGACCUUAUCAUUAGUUGCUGAAAAUCUUGUUUUUGUUAAUAUUGGAAAACUUGAAUGGUGGUUUCAUUUAAAUUCACUGACAGAUCAAAUUGAAAUGGCCCUAUUUGUGUUACGAUACUUUAGUAACUUAAUGAUCUUUGCUAUAGGUCUAAGAGCACCAGGAAUAUCUUCUAAUACAGAUCCUGAAUAUUUUACACUUGACAAUGAUACAACUCCAUGGUCAAGAUAUCACAAUAGAACUGAGGAUAAUUCUUCAGCAUGGAAAAAUGCAUGGUAUAAAAUUAAAACUUUAGCUCCAUUUUUAUGGCCAAAAACAAGUAUUUUACUUCAAUUGAGAGUUAUAUUUUGCUUUGGAUUAGUUAUAUUAGGACGUUUAAUAAACUUAUAUGUACCUAUUUAUAAUGGAAAAAUUGUGGACAGCAUAAAGGUUGCACCUACAGAGUUUCGAUGGGAUCUGAUCUUGAUAUAUGUUGCAUUUAAAUUUUUACAAGGUGGUGGAACUGGUGGAAUGGGAUUAUUAAAUAAUUUAAGAUCAUUUUUAUGGAUUCGUAUUCAACAAUUUACUACUCAAGAAAUCGAGGUUGAAUUAUUUAAACAUUUACAUGGAUUAAGCUUACGUUGGCAUCUUGGUAGAAAAACUGGAGAAGUAUUAAGAGUCAUGGAUCGUGGUACUGAUUCUAUAAAUAAUCUUUUAAAUUAUAUUUUAUUUUCAAUUAUACCAACAAUCGUUGAUAUUAUUGUGGCUAUUGUUUUUUUUAUAAGUACCUUUAAUAAAUGGUUUGGUCUAAUCGUAUUUAUAACAAUGAGUCUCUACAUAGCUGCUACCAUAAUGGUCACUGAAUGGCGUGUUAAAUUUCAAAGAAGGAUGAAUUUAGCAGAUAAUGCACAAAAAGCACGCAGUGUGGAUAGUUUACUAAAUUUCGAAACAGUUAAAUAUUAUAGUGCAGAAUCUUAUGAAGUAGAUUGUUAUAAAAAAGCUAUUUUAGAUUUCCAAAUUGAAGAAUGGAAGUCUAUGGUCACAUUAAAUAUCUUAAAUAUUUUACAAAAUAUAAUUGUUUGUUGUGGUUUAUUAACUGGUUCUUUACUUUGUCUUCAUAUGGUUGUAACUGGUACAGGAUUAACAAUUGGUGAUUACAUUUUGUUUACAAGUUAUAUAAUACAACUUUAUGUUCCACUUAAUUGGUUUGGUACUUACUAUAGAGCUAUUCAAAAAAAUUUUGUUGAUAUGGAAAAUAUGUUUGAUCUUCUUAAAGAAGAACAAGAAAUAAUAGAUCCUCCUGGUGCUGGAAAAUUAGAAGUUAAACGGGGACAAGUAGAAUUUUCGAAUGUCUCUUUUAGCUAUACUCCAGAUAGAAUAGUAUUACGAAAUAUUAGUUUCAUUGCACCUGCAGGAAAAACAAUUGCUUUUGUUGGUCCCUCUGGUGCUGGAAAAUCAACUAUACUGCGAUUACUCUUCCGUUUUUAUGAUAUAGAAGAAGGCUCUAUAUUAAUAGAUGGUCAAAAUGUAAAAACUGUCAAACAAAGCUCAUUGAGAAAUGCUAUAGGUGUUGUACCUCAAGAUACAGUUCUUUUUAAUAAUACGAUUAAAUAUAAUAUCCAGUAUGGUCGCAUAGAUGCUCCAGAAGCAGAUAUAAUAGAAGCAGCAAAGAAUGCAGACAUUCAUGAAAGAAUUUUAACAUUUCCAAAUAGCUAUGAAACACAGGUUGGUGAACGCGGUCUUCGUCUAAGCGGAGGAGAAAAGCAACGAGUUGCUAUAGCACGAACAAUAUUAAAGGCGCCUAAAAUAAUUCUUCUAGAUGAAGCGACAAGUUCAUUAGAUACUCAUACCGAGCGUAAUAUUCAACUAGCAUUAUAUAGAGUUUGUACAAAUCGUACCACCAUCAUCAUAGCACAUAGAUUAUCUACUAUAAUACAUGCGGAUGAAAUUUUAGUUUUAAAAAAUGGUGAAAUAGUUGAAAGAGGUAGACAUGAAGAAUUAAUAUCGCAUGAUGGAAUUUAUCAUGCAAUGUGGCAAGAACAAUUACAAAAUGACACAGAGGUGAAUCAAGGUGAGACUGUACCUGCUUCAUCUGAAGCAGAACUGAAAGCUUCUUAGCAAAUAUAAAAAGAAUUUACUUUUCUGUGUAUAAACUUUUGUUAAUUAUUUAUAAUAGAGAAUUCUUAUCUUAAAAGUAAAUGCAUUAUAUUACAUGAAAGAUGAAGAAUAAAAAUGUAAACAAAAAAAGAGAUGAUUAAAUAGUAUAAAUUUAUAA
This is a messenger RNA of Vespa mandarinia (Asian giant hornet), 3074 nucleotides long. It is a transcript of the gene Hmt-1, whose product is annotated as ABC transporter ATP-binding protein/permease Hmt-1. Gene Ontology annotation, molecular function: ATP hydrolysis activity; ABC-type heme transporter activity; ATP binding. Gene Ontology annotation, biological process: heme transport; transmembrane transport. NCBI's taxonomy places the organism in Eukaryota, Metazoa, Arthropoda, Insecta, Hymenoptera, Vespidae. The record is from RefSeq and is a predicted model, not a curated record. Gene Ontology annotation, cellular component: vacuolar membrane.